This is a messenger RNA of Fibroporia radiculosa, 318 nucleotides long. RefSeq lists its product as uncharacterized. The record is from RefSeq and is a predicted model, not a curated record. The transcript has 3 exons. Bases 1 to 318 code for a protein of 105 amino acids. Lineage: Eukaryota; Fungi; Basidiomycota; Agaricomycetes; Polyporales; Fibroporiaceae.
AUGCCUGCUCCUGGCAACUUCACUUUUAUCCUGUAUGCUCCGGACAUGACCAAUCCAGAGGCCUUCAAGAGCCGGAUGGACGUACGCGCACAGCAUUUGCAGGGCGCGAGGGAGCAUCACCACGAGGGUAUAUUGAAAAUCGGAGGCGCCAUUUUGUCCCCCGACGCAGAGAAGAAGAUGAUUGGAUCAAUCAUUAUCUUUGAAGCAGACAGCAUCGAGACUGUGAGGAAGACAGUGGAGGAAGAUGUCUACUACAAGGAGGGAGUGUGGGAUAAGGAGAAGCUCCAGAUUUACCCUUACCAGUCGCCUCACCUCUAG